CAGCCCCUGAGCCCUCAUAUUUUUUGCAUCCAGUGAAUUAUACAGCUGGUCCUGCCUAUACUUUCAUAAUGAAGACAUCUUCUAUGUGAAGAGAACUGAGGUUCAGGGGCAGGGACUGACACAGGGACACAGGGGAGGAGCCACUGGCUGGGGGGAUGGAAGGAAAAGGUCUCCUGCCCAUCUUCCCAUACUACCUUUCCCACCCAGCCCUUCUGGCGUAGAAAGAUCCAGGCACUCUGCCCCUCUUUGAGUUCAGGGGCCAGGUGUUUAUGAGAGACUGGGUAAGGCCCUGAGUCUCAGUGUCUGUCUGGGUGAACAGUUCUCUCUAGGUGAUUCAGUUCAUUCUAGGGUGACUUCACGGGGCUAAGGGACAUGGGUGGAGUUGGGGACCAAGGAAGCUAUGAACUGUGAUACUCAGGAAUGAGAUGCCUGAGCUUUGACUUAUCCCCUGCCUCUUGCUCUGAGACCCAGUGAGACUGAUGUCAUCUUACCUGGGCUGAACGGGUAGACAUGAGUGCCCAAACACCUGUAGCCCACAAGCUGUGUAGAAUCCUGUGUGAGAUAUGUGGGUGUGUAAGAUUGUGUGUACAUGUGGCCCAGGAAUUUGGAACAGUGGUUCUGCUACCUGCCUCGCAAGCGCAAGGGCCCAAGUUCGAUCCCUGGUACCCCCCCCAAAAAAAAGCAAGAUUGUGUGUGUGUGUGCAUAUGUGUUGUGAGGGAGCGGGAAGCAAAUUGAGUACAGAGGAGAAAGUAUCUGGUUGAUCUGGUUGUAGCUACUGCUUAAUUCCACUUACAUUCACUGGGCAUAGUGUUGCAUGCCUGUAAUCCUAGCACUCUACAGGCGGAGGCAGGAGGAUCACCAAGAGUUAGAGGCAGCUUGAACCGCAUAUGGAGGCCCUGUCCCCCCCCAAAAAAAAAAAUCCAUGUAUAUUGCAGAUCUAGAGGAGAACAGACCCUGGGAGAUGUGGGGUCCUUAAAAUGCUUUCAGACUAGUGAACAAGACAAUCACAAAUACAUAUAGUUUGUCUCUUAGUGUUUGCUCUUUACUUCUAUGGAGAAAGUCUCAGUGUGAAACAAUGGGGUUAUAGUUGGCAAAAGGGAUGUGAACUACAAACACAUCCUGGCUGAUGCCACAUCAGACCUUGGGAUUUGGGAGGUAUUUGGGUUGUGGCUGCAAGUGAAAUUAACUUUAAUGUUCCAAAUAACUCACCUGCAGAUGCCUGGAAUUCCACUGGGGUCUUGCUCUAGGAUUAAGCAUUAUUCCUAUGUUCCUGAGACCCUGUUUAAAAUUCAGCAGUAGUGGUAGGGAUCGUUCAUUGUUCAUGGAAUUGAUAACAGGACAAGUCCUGUGCCAAAAGAUGGGGCUGCCCAAGGACCCUGCGCUCCAAGGGAUUCUCCAGAUGGGUACUACAAGCAGAGCCCCCCUCUGCUGCUGACUCAUUUUAGCUGUGCAGAAGGGGUAGCCAAAGGGAGAGAAGUAGAGAAGUGGGUGCGAUCAAAACCCCACCUCAGAAUCCCAGCCAGCCUCAGUCUGGUAGCUGAAAAGCUAGAAGCUCCACUCAGCUCACACGAGGACCUCUGCAGGGCCUGGGGUGUCAGCCCGUCCCUCCUUUGAACCUCCUGGGACGGUCAUACCUUUCCUCAGUGACAGCUCUGUGGCUGCCCACAAGACUUGACAAGAACUUUGAAUAUCGUAAAGCACAUCCGACCCACGACGGCCAUCCUUCAGUGAGCCUAUCACCUCUCCUAGCCAGCGGCCACAUUUGGCACUCUGUGCUCAGGCGAAGAAUGUGGAGCUCAGCCACCCAAGAGGCCUCUGGAGUGAGGCAAAGCAAGUUCCCAGUGGCCACGGGAGUAUUGCCCCAGGCGUGACCAGGCUGCCCAACUGGUCCACAUGUGCAAGAAUCUGCAGGCUUCCUUCCGUGCUUCCUUCCUCUCAGUCCCUCCCUCAUCACCCUACCUGGGGGCAGGUAAUAAAGCAGGAGGAGGGAGAUGGAUGGAUGGGGAGGGCGGAGAGCCACGUGGUGCUAUAAAGCCCAGCUAGAGAGGGCCGUGCAGUGUCCCGCCUACAAGAGCAACCGGCUCGGGGUGGACUUGCAGCAGAAGCACUGGGCCCAGGAAUAAGACCAUGUAUCGGGGAGCACCGGGGCUAGGUCUUAGAGGCCUGAAGGGAGUGGAGGGCUCGGUGGGGGACUUAGGGGGCUCUCGCUCAGAGGCUGCGAGGGAUUUUGGGGUACUGAGGGAGAGCGGCGCCCCCCGCGGGCUGGGCGAGGCAGAGGAGACAGCUGGCAGAAAGUGCGCCCGGCCCCUGCGCUGUGCCUCAUGCUCUGCGCACCUGAACCUGGGUAGGCCCCGGGUGACGGCCGAGGUGCCGGGUUUGUCCCAGGCUUCCUCAGAAAGCUGGCGCCGAUGUCCCGGGUCGCUCUCAGCUGGACCACUUCCCUGGCCGCGGGGCUACCUGCGAACCAGCUCUGGGCUGGGUUACCAGCACUCCUGACCCGGCCCUCACGAACAGGCUGACUUGGCUGGAGGAUUACCAAAGGAAGACUGCAGAAAGCCUCUUGCAAAGAACAAAACAGAAUGGGCUGCGACCCUACCGAGAGAGGAGGCUGCUGUGGCUACGGGAAGGGACUCUGGGGACUGCAGCCACACCUCCACGUCCCUGUGUUGGUUGGCACCUAUGAGAAAGGAGAAGGAUCUUGCUUGGCUUUUCAAGUUUGGACAUAUUGGACUCUUUUUGGGAAACGGCCUUGCAUUCCUGUGCCUCUGAGUUCUGCUUUUUGUAGCUUCUUUUGGACCGGGAGCUUGUGCGGGAGUGUAGGUGGGCACCUGCUGUGGCCUGAUGGCAGUGUGGGGGCCCCUUCCUCUGCCUGUGCUGCUAUCCCAAAUCUCAUCUGGGAGAGGUGCGCAGA
Molecule: messenger RNA, 2912 nt
Organism: Fukomys damarensis (Damara mole-rat)
Lineage: Eukaryota; Metazoa; Chordata; Mammalia; Rodentia; Bathyergidae
Gene: Bhlha9
Product: basic helix-loop-helix family member a9
Exons: 2
Coding region: 2129-2497 (122 amino acids)
Source: RefSeq, a predicted model, not a curated record